Molecule: messenger RNA, 12161 nt
Organism: Acipenser ruthenus (sterlet)
Lineage: Eukaryota; Metazoa; Chordata; Actinopteri; Acipenseriformes; Acipenseridae
Product: neuron navigator 1-like
Exons: 31
Coding region: 187-5898 (1903 amino acids)
Biological process (GO): microtubule bundle formation; nervous system development; neuron migration
Cellular component (GO): microtubule cytoskeleton; axon initial segment
Molecular function (GO): ATP hydrolysis activity
Source: RefSeq, a predicted model, not a curated record
AUCAAAGGCGGUCGUCGGUUAAACGCUGCUGUUGAAAUGAACACGAGUGCUUUGCUGUCACUGCCAAUGCAAAUCAGAAGCGAGACUGAAUAAAGUCUAAUUUGAGGAGGGAUUGUGUGCAGCUGCGUCCUUCAUUGAAAGAACUGGUGAAAAGAGAAAGACACCCCUAGCUCUCACCUGAACAUCAUGAAUGGCAGUGCCAGUCUAAGAUCAGUCUCCAGGACCCAGCAUGGCUCUGGUAUCCCAGUCACACAGAGCAUGGUGACAUCACCGAAGCUUGCCCAGAAGAUCCCAAGAGGAGGAGCUACCAAGCAAGUGACGGAGAUCCCAGUCAACACCAAGGCUGCCGUGGUUUCCAAGGAGAAAGCGGAGGGGAUGACCCCCAGAUCUGGUGAAAGGAACCCUCUGCUUUUCCGAAAAACUGGAAUCCCGUCCCCCCGCAGCGCAUCAGAGGCGUCUGAAAGGAGAAACGUAACCAGGUCCGCCUUCAGCAGCCCUCAGACUCGAAGAAAGGAAGCUCCGAGGUCUAAAGACACGUUGGACGUCAAUAGGAAGUCCCUUCCACUCAAUGUAUUCCGGGAUCUGAGGAGGAACGGGAAUUCUCAAGAUGGCAACCCUAGAGUAGGGAGCAAUGCUAAUGUAGAACCUUGGGAGCACUGCAGCAGUGUCAAACAGGCUGGAGAGGCCACAGCAUUCCCGGUCAAGGGAAGGUCUACCUCCAGGUAUUCCAAUGAGAACUUACUCUUGAGGUCUCCAGGAAGGAAGGAGCAAAAUGUGAUGACGCAGGGCACCAGAGCUAGCUGUGGGUGGGGCAGUUUCUCUGAUGAAGAGAUGGGUACCCCUGAAGACUUGCCCUCAAAACCAGUGUCAGCCACACCUUUGUGCCCACCAGGAGGUGCCACUGUCCGGUUGCCCACAGGGACCCAGCUGUCUCGAACCAUAAUGGCCACGGUGGCACCUUUCAGAUUGCAGGUCAAUCCUGAGAAUGAUGUGUCCUCACUGGAGGACUUCAGUGACUGCUCAUCAGAUUCAAUGGAGCUGUGUUGUCAGGACUUGGACCCAGAGUCCCAGAGGAAGCGCACUGUACAGAAUGUUCUGGAUCUGAGGCAGAACCUGGAGGAUACCAUGUCCAGCUUGAGGGGGGCACAGCUGUCUCACAGCUGUCUGGAGAACAGCGUGUGCUACGACAGCGAUGAGGCUAACCCUCUCAGCAUGUCCAGCAUGUCCAAUCGCUCGUCCCCCCUGUCCUGGCGUUACGGCCAGUCGAGCCCGCGGCUGCAGGCAGGAGACGCCCCCUCCUCGGCAGGGGGGUACCACGGGCAGGGUGCCCAGUACGCGGCGCACACCAUGCCCAUGCGCAGCCCCAGCAGGCUGACCCACAUCUCCAGGCUGGACCUCAUCGAGGGCCUGGACCCAGACGACGCGGACCUGAAAUCAGGCUACAUGAGCGACAGUGACCUUCUGGGCAAGUGCAUGCAGGAGGAUGAGGACGACGACCUCACUAACGGCUGGGAUGAGAGCAGCUCCAUCAGCAGUGGUCUCAGCGACGCCUCGGACAAUCUCAGCUCUGAAGAGUUCAACGCCAGCUCCUCGCUCAACUCCUUGCCCACCACGCCCACCGGCUCGCGCCGCAACUCUGCCAUCGUGCUGCGCACGGACGCUGAGAAGCGCUCGCUGGUGGAAAGCGGCCUCUCCUGGUACAGCGAGGAGGGCAAAGGGCACUGCAAGGCCGACAGCGGGGGCUACGACACGGGCAGCCUGAAGGCAGAGACGCCCAGCCGCUGGAGGAAGGUGCGGCCCGAAGCCGGGAGCGAGGAGGCGGCCAAGCCAGAGUUAAAGAAGCCCACCAGCCUCUGCCAGCCCAGCGCCCUCAAGAAGGGCAAGAACCCCCCCAUCGGGGUCACCUCCCCCAUCACACACGCCUCCCAGAGCACCCUCAGAGUGGCCGGUAAGAGUGACCAGAAGGCGGUGGACAAGGUCAAAAUGGCAGUGAAGGGGACGAGCCUGCAGAGGUCGUGCUCGGACGCAGGGAAGGACCGGGGAGAGACCAGGAAGCCCCCCUCUGGAAUCGUCCGGCCCUCUGCAGGAGGCUCGUUCGGCUACAAGAAAACCACGGGCACAGCGACCGUCAUGACGGCCGGGGGAGCGGCCAUCUGCAGCGGCUCAGCCACCGUAGGCAAGGCUCCCAAAACCUCGGGCAUCCCCGUGAAGCCAGCGGGCGGGGGGGGCGGGGGGCGCAAGACCAGCCUGGAAGUGUCCGAGGGGUUCCUGUCUCCCAACGCCCGAAACAACAUUCAGUACCGCAGCCUGCCGCGCCCGUCCAAGUCCAGCUGCAUGAGCGUCACGGGGAGCAGGGCCGGCGCUCGCCCCGUCAGCAGCAGCAUCGACACGGGCCUGCUCAGCACCAAGCCCAGCGCGGGCCUCUCCCGUCUCAAGGAGCCCGGCUCUGCCAAGACCAGCAGCCGUGCCAGUCUGGGCCCGGUCAACCAGACAGACCGCGAGAAGGAGAAGGCCAAGGCCAAGGCAGUGGCUUCGGACUCUGAGUGCGGGCCGCUCAAACCAACACCGGAGCCCGGCUCCAAACUGCAGGGCCUGCGUCCUCCGAGCGGGACCAAGUCCUCUGAGCUCUCCUCACCCACCGCACACAGGGUGCUGAGCUCCAAGUCCCUCGGAAAGCCGCCCAGCCUGGCUCACCUGGACAAGGUGAGCUCCAGCAGCCUGGACUCUGACAUGUGCAUCCCAGACCACCCCCCCCCUGGGGCUCCCCCCCUCAGCAAGCUCCAGGACCUGCCAGCCUCCCCCAGCCCCUGUCUGACCCCCAGCCCUGCUCCCAUCCUCAACGUCAACUCCAACAGCUGCUUCAGCGCGCAGGGCCUGGGCCUGGGGCUGGGCUCCUCCCCUCUGCUCUACCCCAAGCUGUCCGGACUGCACCGCAGCAUGGAGUCCUUGCCCCUCCACAUGAGCGUGCCAGCGGCCCCCAGCUACCCCGGGGCUGAGCCCAGAGAGAGGGAGGAGGAGCGGGGCACGCUGGGCUGGAGCCCCGGGGUUCGCUCCUCGCUCAUUGAAAGUUCUCAAAGGGACAGGAACACUCUGCCCAAGAAGGGACUGAGUCGCUAUAGCUCCUACCAGUCUGAAGAGGACGCUAAAGAGCGUCGGCACUCCCACACCAUCGGAGGCCUGUCCGAGACGGAGUGCCCACCCCAGCUGCCAUCUCCCUCCUCCGUGUCCCUGAGCUCCACGGGCAAGGGGCCCUUCACCAGCCUCGUGAGCUCCAGCACCCCCCGCAUCACUCGCUCCAACAGCAUCCCUGCCCACGACGCAGCCUUUGAGCUGUACGGAGGGGCCUCUCAGGUGGGCAGCACCCUCUCCCUGGCAGAGCGACCCAAAGGCAUGACCCGCUCCGGCUCCUUCCGGGACCCCGUGGACGACGUCCACGGCUCUGUGCUAUCCCUGGCAUCCAGUGCUUCAUCCAACUACUCCUCGGCUGAGGAGAGGAUGCAAGGAGAGCAAAUCCGUAAACUGCGCAGAGAGCUGGAGUCUUCCCAGGAGAAGGUGGCCUCCCUGACCAAUCAGCUGUCGGCAAACGCAAACUUGGUGGCAGCGUUUGAGCAGAGUCUGGUCAACAUGACGUCCCGGCUGCAGAGUCUGUCUGUCUGCUCCGAGCAGAAGGACUCUGAGUUAUCUGAAUUGCGGGAGACCAUUGAGGUGAUGAAGACCAAGAACGUGGAGGCCCAGGCAGUGAUCCAUGUGGCUCUGAACAACCCUGACAUCACACCCAAAGAGCUGCGGAUAAAGCGUCAGAACUCCUCGGACAGCAUCUCCAGCCUCAACAGCAUCACCAGCCACUCCAGCAUCGGCAGCUGCAAGGACAACGAUGCCAAGAAGAAGAAGAAAAAGAGCUGGCUGAGAAGCUCCUUCAACAAGGCGUUCAGCCUCAAGAAGGGUCCCAAGUCCGCCUCUUCGUAUUCGGACAUUGAGGAGAUCGCUACCCCUGACUCGUCCGCACCCUCCUCCCCGAAGCUCUCCCACGAUGGGGGAGACAACCCCCCGCUGUCCCUGAAGUCCUCCACCUCCACCUCCUCCUCUGUGAUCUUUGAAGGAAACGAGGAGCCCGAGUUGGAGGACAAGGGGGUAUCGGAGCUGCGCUCGGAAUUGUGGCAGAAGGAGAUGAAGCUGACGGACAUUCGACUGGAGGCACUGAACUCCGCCCACCAGCUGGAGCAGCUGAGAGAGGCGAUGAACAGCAUGCAGAUGACUGUAGAGAGUCUCAAGGCUGAGAACGACCAGCUGAAGACAGGAACAGGACCGAACACAAGCCCCGCCCCCAGCCCCGCCCCUCCCUCCUCAAUGUCCCAACCACAGGGCUUGAGCUCCCUGCUGAGUGCGUCGCCACGGCAAUCCAUGGCCCUGUCCCUCACGCAGUCCUUCACCCUGAGCCUCAACGAGUGCACGGACACAGAUUUGUCUCCCAUGGAUGUGAUGAGCAUUUCCUCUCAUAAAGAAGAUAACAGUCGUCUUCGUAUCCUUGUCCGUGUUUCUGACCAGGACGUUUUCAAUGACGAUCUCAAACAGCAGGAUUUCUUCAUCGGUUCGGUCAAGGUCAAUGCUAAAACAGAGUGGGACACGCUGGAUGCUGCUGUCUGCCAGACCUUCAAGGACUACAUUGCAAAGGUAGACCCUGCCUCCAGCCUGGGCCUGUCCCCGGACUCCAUCUACUGCUACAGCAUCAGCCAGGGCAGGAGGGUGCUGGGGGCAGAGUCCCCCGAGCUUGUGCCGUCCCGGUACAUGGGCAGAGGCACCAGCUGCAUCGCCGUCACGCUGAAAGGUCUGAAGGAGAAGUGCGUGGACAGCCUAGUGUUCGAGACCCUCAUUCCCAAGCCCAUGAUGCAACACUACAUCAGUCUGCUCCUGAAGCACCGCCGGCUCAUCCUGUCCGGCCCCAGCGGCACGGGCAAGACCUACCUCACCUGCAGGCUGGCAGAGUACCUGGUGGAGCGCUCCGGGCGUGCGGGCACAGAGGACAUCGCCAUCACCUACAACAUGCACGAGCGGUCGUGCAAGGACCUGCAGCUGUUCCUCUCUAAUCUAGCCAAUCAGAUUGAUCGAGAGACCAGCUCUGGGGAGGUCCCAUUGGUUAUCAUCCUUGAUGACCUCAGCGAUUCGGGGUCCAUCAGCGAGCUGGUUAACGGAGCGCUGACCUGCAAAUAUCACAAAUGCCCCUACAUCAUUGGAACAACUAACCAGCCGGUGAAAAUGACACCCAACCACGGCCUGCACCUCAGCUUCAGGAUGGUGACCUUUUCCAACAACGUGGAGCCUGCCAACGGGUUCCUGGUGCGCUACCUGCACCGCAAGCUGAUGGAAACGGAGAGCGACUGCAGUGCCAACGACGAGGACCUGCUGCGGGUGCUGGACUGGGUGCCCAAGCUGUGGUACCAUCUGCACACCUUCCUGGAGAAGCACAGCACCUCCGACUUCCUGAUCGGCCCUUGCUUCUUCUUGUCAUGCCCGGUGACAGUGGAAGAAUUCCGCUGCUGGUUCAUUGAGCUCUGGAAUCACUCCAUCAUCCCCUACCUGCAGGAGGGGGCAAAGGAUGGCAUCAAGGUGCACGGUCAGAAGGCGGUGUGGGAGGACCCUGUGGAGUGGGUAAGGGGGACCCUGCCCUGGCCCUCUGCUCAGCAGGACCAGGCCAAACUGUUCCACCUGCCACCGCCGAGCGUGGGGCCGACUGGGGCGGGGCAGCCCAGUGAGGAACGGGCCACGAAGGAGACCACGCCCAGCUCCCUGGACUCCGACCCCCUGAUGGCCAUGCUGUUGAAGCUACAGGAAGCAGCCAAUUACAUUGAAUCUCCAGACAGGGAAUCAGUCCUGGACCCCAGCCUCCAAUCAACACAUUGAAAAACCACAAGGAUGCGAAAGACUUGCAGCUCCGAUGGCUCGUGCUGUUAACAGUUUUUUUCCCGCGGUUUGACGUCAGCAGUGGGCCUGCUGGCUACAGAAAUGUCUCUGUCUGUGUUUUAGUAACACAGAUGGUAGGUACAGAGUCUGCGCUGUAACUCCCAGAACCACAAUAUGAUGGUUUAAAAUAAUCCACCUGGAAAUUAAUGGAAAAAAAGAACUGAAAUUUACCUGUGUGUAUCUUUUUCAUUUUUUUUUUUUUGUUAUUUAAUCUACGCAUGGCAAUCGUUUCAACUGGAUUAAAGACAAAAUGUUUAUAUAAAUCUGAAUCUGAAAAAAAAAAAAAAAACACCUUCAACAAACAGUGGGGAGCUACUACUGUUCCACCGCUGCCCUUUCAAACAAACAGGUGCUCAUUGGAGGAUAUACAGUAUUCUCACACCUCAUUGGUCCUCACAGCUUGUGGGCGGAAAUUAAAAGCACAGCCAUGAAAUCCACUGAAAAAAAAAGCACAUAUUUUUAAAGCAUUAAAUAGCAUAGGAGAAGCUCAGAACAGUCUCAACAGUUCUACAACUGGUACGGUAGCUUUCUUUUGGGUCCUAGAUUUUGCCUGUUCUGUUUUAAGGUCUAGGAUGACUGUGCUUUUCAAUUACUAGAACCCAGAACCAUGGUCCGUUCGUAGCUUGUAUUUAAUAUUUAAGGGCAGAACCAUCUCAAUAGCGCUGGGGCCCAGUGGGCAGAUCACAAUGAAUUUGUAAUUGUUCUGCUGCAUAGCCAUUGCCUUGUGCGGCCGUAUCAGUAGCUGUUCAUAUAUUUGAAGGGCCGGUUGAAUCUACGCAAGCUGAUGAACUCCCCUGGUUCAGGGUUCACAAAGACAAGCUGUGAAGACUCAAACACAUAUGCAAUUUUCAAUUACAACGCAGGUUUUUGAAAAUCAAGAAUGGCUGGUGCUUCUAUAACGCCUUAAUAAAUCAUUGUGUAGUUUUAGUUCUAAGAAUGAACAACAAAGACGAAUCCAUGAAGGUUGCUUCAUGUAGUAUCUACAGAAACGCAUGCAGUUCUGCAUAUGAAAGAGUGGAGAAGACGGUUUAGCAAAAGGGAGUCCACGCACUGUUCUAGAUCCUACUGGGUUCUAGAUUCUAUUGAGCCAUUGUGUUGGAACCUUUAGUUUCAGGGUCGCCUUUCAUUGUUUGACUUCAGAAACUACACAAGCUGGUAGGGCUUAUGAAAAGCGAAUAAACGUCCUCCCUCUCCUCAGUUGAAGUGUUGGCUCUCGCUCGCUUGAUUGCUUUGCGCGAGGCUUGUGUCAGUUUGUUCGUCCUCUAUAAGCAGAUAUAACACCGUCGUGGUAAAUGGACACCACUGAUGAUGCGUUUCCAGCUGCUACUGGGACCACAGUCCGUUUACUUUGUGUGUGUCUGUGAAUUGCACUGCGAGAGAAACGCUCCAGGCAGGUGAAGGAAGUCAUUCAGCAUGCAUUGUACGAGGUGGUGGGACGUCUGGUCAGUGUUUGAGCUUUAUGUAGCACCCCUGCUAAAGACUUGAUUGUAGACUUCAGAUGGGAACGGAGGAGUGCAGCGCCGGUUUGAUAUCUGUCUUAAUUUUCUAUGCUGAUUGUAAUAUCAUGGCUAACUGAGGACCAGAUAUCAAUAAACCAUAUAUCCUUGCAUGUUAACAUAUAUUUAACAUAUGAACGUACACAUCGUAUCACAUUCAUACACCUGGUUCAUAUGGGAGAGGCUUUUUAGGGGCUACCGAAGAACAGCCUGUGGCUUGUAAGACUAGAACACAUUUGUGAAUUAGUCCUUUGUUUGUAUCAAUACUGGGCAGUCUUUUGUGUGUCUGCCUUGGUUCACAAGAAGGAAUUGCAGUACUGUAUUGAUGCAACAGGUGGCAGUGGACUCCCUCUAAUAUCUCUCUCUCUCUGUUUAUCCAGAAGUGAUUCUAUAUACAGAGUACUGCUUUUAAAGAAUUGGAUCCACUUGAUUGCUGGUAACAGUCACAAGCGAUUCUGCAACUUGAACAAACAUUGUUAUCUCAACUUCCCUUUGUUUCCUACUGUAAUAUUAGUAUGUUCUUAAAUCAUUGUAGCUGAUGUUGUUCUUUUUCAAGGGAUCAGUGGAUAGGUUUGGAGUCAUUUGACAAGUCCAGGCACCGCACAGGACAGCACAGCUGAUUCAAGUGGAUCAAUCUUUUUAAAAUCCUUUCUGCAAAUUCCAUACAUAUUGCAUCGAUGGCAACCACUUUAGAGCGAAGGUGUCUGUUCUGUGUGUACUUAACCAAAUACUUGAAUUGUAUUCUAGCGCAGUGGCUGUAAUGUUAGCAGGUUGAGUAAUUCAGCUUUACAGGAAUGUACGUUUAGUAAGAGUGCAGUGCUCUUUUAUAUUCCGCCAUUCAUAGACUAGGCAGCCAUGCAACAUCGCCAUGAUACUGGUGCUAUUCAAACCUUAGAAUCGUCCUUGCACUCCAUUCUGAAAAGGUGUGACCUCAUAUAUUUAUUAAAGCUGCAUAGGCAGGACUGCCGACCCCUUACCCAGUAAUAGUCUAUAGAACGGAUAAUGAAAAACAACUUGCUUACUAAUAAUAAUAAUAAUAAUAAUAAAUAAUAAUAAUAAUGAGGUGUAUUUAUGGCAUCUGCCGUCCUUUUCAGCAUACGAGAUAGUAGUAAAACUCGGCUUUGAAGUCGUCCUGUUGUUGCUCAGUAAUAGUGUAUUAUAGCACGACACCGAAGGAUGCGUAUUAAAGUAUGAAGGGCAGGGUUGAAAAAUAAAACCCUGUCCAUGAUGCUUCCAUGUAGAAAACCCUGUCCUUCACUUUCCAUUUAGAAAACCCCGCCCUUCACACGUUCCAUUUAGAAAACCCCGCCCUUCACACGUUCCAUUGAGAAAACCCCGCCCUUCACACGUUCCAUUUGGAAAACCCCGCCCUUCACACGUUCCAUUUGGAAAACCCCGCCCUUCACACGUUCCAUUUGGAAAACCCCGCCCUUCACACGUUCCAUUUGGAAAACCCCGCCCUUCACACGUUCCAUUUGGAAAACCCCGCCCUUCACACUUUCCAUUUAGAAAACCCCGCCCUUCACACUUUCCAUUGAGAAAACCCCGCCCUUCACACGUUCCAUUUAGAAAACCCCGCCCUUCACACGUUCCAUUUGGAAAACCCCGCCCUUCACACGUUCCAUUUGGAAAACCCCGUCCUUCACACUUUCCAUUUAGAAAACCCCGCCCUUCACACUUUCCAUUGAGAAAACCUCGCCCUUCACACGUUCCAUUUGGAAAACCCCGCCCUUCACACGUUCCAUUUGGAAAACCCCGCCCUUCACACGUUCCAUUUAGAAAACCCCGCCCUUCACACGUUCCAUUUGGAAAACCCCGCCCUUCACACGUUCCAUUUGGAAAACCCUGCCCUUCACACGUUUGCAUGUGGAAAACCCCGCCCUUCACACACUUUAAUGUGUCCUUCAGUUUAGUAGCACCCCUCAAAUGCACUUAUUGGUGGAAAAAAAGACUUAAAGACCUUAGCAGUUGUGGACUUGCCAGUUCCCAUCAGUGGACUUUUGAAAUCCCAGGAAGAAAUUGUCUGUAAAUUUAAAACUGCAUGUGAACCGUUUGUACAGCUGAUAUGGGGUGGGGUGGGGUGGGGUGGGGUGGGGGGGAAUAUGUAACAAUAGGAGAAACCUGUCCUGGUAUUUUAAAUACAUUCUUGAGAAAGCUUGACACUGCGAUUCAUUGCGAGAGACAGGUUACAGAUUCGGCUCUGGAAACGUUGCAGUGUUAACUUUCCUCUCUGUGUCUUUGUAGACCACUGAAGGGGUAGAGUAACUUCUGAUGUGAUGUAUAAAAAUAGUGUUUUCUAGAAUCGCUAUACAGGAGCUAGGCAAAGCAACUUGAGGUGCAACAAAUCUAUAUUCAUACACCUGUAUACCUUAUCAAGCCUUGAAAAGGUGUAUUUAAAAUGGUCUGGCUGAUCAAAAGAAAAUCUUCUUCAUCUUCAUUACAGCAGCAGCUGGUCAGUGUCCAUAAUAAUCUCACAUGCUGUCUUCAUUCUACUGUGUCAUUUUAAUUCUUAAGAUUUUCUGUUUUUUAAGCAAGGUAGAUUUUACUGGUGGCCCCCUAAUGUGUAGAAUUCAGGGGUUUUGCACAGUUACUGGUUUGGUAAUUUUCAAAGUAAUGCUUUUUACGAAGUAGAAUUUUUUUAUUCCUUGGGGGGGGGGGGGGGGCUUUUUUGGUGCUUUUUUUUUCCUAGGAUAAUAAUAAAUGGUAGUUUGUUGUAUAAGUAGAGACGGUCGAGGUGGGUUCCUGGGAGCGGGGUGGGUUCCUGGGAGCAUUCUGGGGUGGCUGGAGCGCAACUUCUUUGUUUUAUUAAUUAUUUAUUUAUUUCUAAAUUAUUUCACAGAGGAAGCUUUCGUACAGCUUCUAAAGCGUGCCCGGAGCCUGGAUUAAAUCAACAUUUAUGGCACUGCCAUGUAGUUAUGGCUGCACCGUGGUUGGUGUAAUAAUACAAAUGCAGAACUCCUGAUAUCUGAGAAGAGAACCAAAAAUAUAAGGACCUCCCUGGCAGCAGGGCAGUGUCCUUCAACUCGUCCGAAUCCUUCAGUGAAAUCAAUGGAUGAUUUUUUCUUGUUUUCUGUAGCUUUUCUAAGAAAUAGCAAAACUGAUUCCCCCCUGGCUGUGUAACCAGCUGCGUUUCUCAAAGUAUAUUCAAUUUUAUAGCUGCCUUAUACCUGGGAUCUGCUUCCUUGCACAGUCACUAAGAUGAUCUGAACUGGAUAUUAAAUCCAAUACAAAUGGCUUAUGUAAGUGCAGAAAGUUUCAACUACUGCUUCCUGGUAAUGCAUCACUUCCUGUGCUGCAGGUCAUGUACCUGGAAGUGGUGCAGAAUAAUAAUUGGAUUGAGACUAGGGAGAAAGGAACCUGCAUUAAUAUCCUGUAAGAACCCCCCUGUAUCAUUAAAGCUGCCUGGAAUGCCACCCUGAGCAUGCGAGCCAGCGAACCCGUGCCGGGCUGUCUGAGGUCUUAACCCUGGCUCUGUGUUAAUCUCUUCUGAAUGUUGUACCUAUUCCUCCCUGUGAGUUUCAUGUGCUGUGCUGAAGCGGUUAUCCUGUGUAAGGGGACUAUGCAGCAACCUUUACUGGCUUGAGUAGCAUUCACUCUGGGUGCUUAUCUGUGAAUGCAGCCAUUGAGAUCUUCCAAUACAGUUCAAGGGAGGUGAAGUGACUCCCUCCCUGAUCCGGGGUCAUGCAUUGCAAGGGGGCUGUCUUGGAACCAAAACAUGUGAAUGUGUGUGUGUGUGUGACAGUCAGAGAUGUGCCUGUGCUGGUACAACGUGAAUGAACUAAUCGGAGGCUCCUAAUGGGUUUGGAAUGACUGUAGGGGUAAUUGCUGAUCAUUGGUAGAAGCAGGGCAGUGAAAAGGCAGUGCGAUUGAUGCUGUGUUCAGUGUGCACAAACACACUGAAGUCUGCAGCGCUGGCUGGUUAACACUUCUCUCUUACCUCUUGAUUUUUUUACUAAUAUACAGUCAGUAAACUACCUUAUUUACUGUCCUGUUUUGUGUUGGUAAUGUGUGUGUGUUUCAGUACAGCUCUUUCAGGAACUUUGAACCAAACAGGGUUCAGAGCUUGAAGAGAGCGAAUUGGACAUUUUAAAAAUAGAAAUAAAAGUUGAACUUUUACAAUGAUGUGGGUGUGAGUGAAAAUGCAUUUGAAGCCUUGGAGAGAACACCCGUGCACCAUUCUGCAUUAUCUCCUUAAUGAGGCCAGUACGGGCUGCUGGAGAGUCACACAGGAAAUGUCUUAACAUUGCAAAGCUAGUUCGUAAUUUUUUUUUUAAAAAGUGUAAUGAUGGUAUGUGAUAUAAAUGACGUGCUGCUUUGAUGGACUAUAUGUUGUGAACGCAUGUCACCUUGGCGUGUUUGCUAAUCCCUUCGUAGGCCCUGGUUGUCAUUCUUUUCCAUGAUUUAUUUGUUUUUUUUAAACCGGAAGUUUGCUUUUCCUAAGCGACCCUUUAUAAAACUUGCUUUCGAUUUUGUACAGCGCAUUCUAAUUGUAAAGAGUGUAAAUAGUAACCGCAUCGGCGACAACAAUCAUUAAAGAUAACAAAUAAUAAUUUAAAAAAGCUGUCUGUAGAGUUUCAAAGACUAACCUCUUUUUAAUAAGUUAGUGCUGAGGGGCUCUGAGCAUUAAGGCAUGUUUCUGAAAACACAACAAACCCCAUCUGUCUGCCAUUGUUUCAUUGUUUCAAUAAAGUCAUGCCAUAUAUUGUA